AACAGCUGCCUGAAUAUUGAUUAUAGCUGCUUUAAAAAGAGACUUGUAUACAUGCCAGUUUGGACUCCACUGUAUUUUGGACUUGCGGGUAGAGGUGGCAGCUUAAUUACAGUUUGUCACAGGUUUGAUCCCCACAGAGACGAUGUGUGUACACAUAUAGAAACACAAUCAUGUGCAGGCUGGCCACACAGUGUGACAUGACUUGUGUAAUGUGUUUCUGUGCAUGUGUCCGUCCAUCCGUCCAUAAAGCUGUAAGUGCAGAAACAGCACUACACUUCUGCCUGAGUAGCUAUACUCAGCGUUACCAUGGCAACAGUAUCACCUCUUCCCUCGCCUGCUGAGGCUCUUUUUUUUAUAAUGUCUGUCAGUAUCCUCUCUGUUCUCUCAGUUUAAUUCACUUCUUUUUAGUUUGAAUACUGGUUUUCCCACUGUAUCACCGAAUGACACUCAUUCUAUUGAGAACAAUUUAGAAAAUAAUAUUUCAUAUGCUCAGAGCUUUUAUUUUUUUUAUAAUUUAGUAUUGCAGCUACAUAAAACUGUGAUGAAAUACAUGACAAACAUUUGAAGACACGCCACCAUCAGGAAAACAAGACCUAAAUCAAAAACAGCAGAAAUGGUCCUUUAAAUUUUAACAGCCCAGUUGCAGUCCAGUCGGCUGUGAAGUUGGAUAAAUCCCAAUUAAUCAGCUUUUUUAUGCAGAUGACACAUUUUUCUUGAAUUAUUUUGGUUUUCUCAUAAAAUUCCGACCUUAUUUUCAUAAUAUGAUUUUUUUCAUAGUUAUGACUUUAUUCUCAUAUUAAAACUUUUCCUUCAUAAUAUUAUAACUUUUUUCUCAUAAUUUAAGAUUUCUUUUUUUCCCUCAAUGUGGCCCUAAUUCUCUAACUGUAGUUAGAGUAGAGAAGCUGCUCUUGAAAUUUGUGAUAUAUUGUUAUAUAAAUAAAGUUGACUUGACUGCUGUUGGUUCUACGGGCUAAAGGUGCCUUUAAUAAUCUACUAUUAUUAUAAUUACGUUUUUAUUAUUUAACAUAAUUAGAAAGAAAUCAUGUUUCAUUAAUUAAAACCUGUAUUCACACCCUCUUUGUGCUUGUUCUGUAUCCCUGUAGUAGUGUAGUCAACCAGACAGGACAGGUCUCCUCCCCCUUGCAUCAUCAUCAUCAUCAUCAUCAUAACACGGAAGCAGUAGACAGUCAGAGGGGGGCAGGAGACGCAGACACAGGGGGGAAGGUCCACACAGGUGAAAACGGGGUUAAAGGCAGACGGAGAGACAGGUGGAUAUCGGUGCAGAGAGGUAAAGGCGGGAAGGUGAACUCAGUCACAGAGCGAACAUCAUGGCGUUGAUCCCCUCGCAGGUUCUCCGGGUCGCCAUCCUGCUGUCGUACUUCUCCAUCCUCUGCCACUACAAAGCUCUGGACAUGCCGGCACACCAGACCUACGGCGGCAGCUGGAAGUUUCUGACCUUCAUCGACCUGGUGAUCCAGGCUGUGUUUUUCGGCGUGUGCGUCCUGAUCGAUGUGUCCAGUCUGCUGACGAAGGGAGGCGACAGCAGGGAGCAGGAGCGGCAGCUGAGGAAGCUGAUUGGCCUGAGGGACUGGAUGAUGGCCGUGCUGGCCUUCCCUGUCGGAGCGUUCGUGGUCUUUACGUUCUGGAGUCUGUACCUGUACGACAGAGACCUGGUCUACCCCAGACUACUGGACAACUUCAUUCCUCAGUGGCUCAACCACGGCAUGCACACCACCGUUCUCCCCUUCAUCAUCAUCGAGAUGCGGACCACCCACCACCGGUAUCCCAGCAGGACGUGGGGCGUGGCGGCGGUGUGCUGCUUCGGCGUGGGAUACAUCCUCUGGACGUGCUGGGUGCACCAGGUGACAGGUGUGUGGGUGUACCCGGUGCUGGAGCGCAUCACCCCACUGGCUCGAGUCGUCUUCUUCAGCGCCAUGACGGUGGUGAUCUGUGUCUUCUACGUGCUCGGGGAAAUCCUCAACAGCUACAUCUGGGACCACACACACACAGAAAAGGUCAAAGGUGAGUGACCCCCCCCCUCAGCUGUGUGGGUUUCUAAAUCGGCUUGGGUCGGACAGAGGAGGGCGAACGAGCCCCGCCCACCCAGGACAGCACAAGAACGAAAACAAACGACCUCUCUGGAAUGACCUUUGAACUGUAUCCAUGACGACAACUCUAAAAAUAACAGAAUCAUCAUCAGCUUAAUGUAAAUAAGGAAAAAACAACAGAUGAAGCUUGAAACCUUUUUUUUUUUCUGCUUUGUUACGUUGAGGACGGUAAACACAC
This is a messenger RNA of Seriola dumerili (greater amberjack), 2286 nucleotides long. RefSeq names its product androgen induced 1 (gene aig1). The coding region runs from base 1329 to 2030 and encodes 233 amino acids. The transcript is spliced from 6 exons. NCBI's taxonomy places the organism in Eukaryota, Metazoa, Chordata, Actinopteri, Carangiformes, Carangidae. Gene Ontology annotation, cellular component: endomembrane system; membrane. The record is from RefSeq and is a predicted model, not a curated record.